CCUCUCCUCCUGUGCGCGCUCACCGCCGCACAGUGUCCACCCAUAAGAGCGCAGCGCAACACGGUCAGUACGGGCUGCACUCCACUAGUUUAUUAGGCUAGCGAUCGAGGGAGCAGGCAGGCAGGCAGUGUGCAGGAGGAGCUGAGCCAUGGCGAGCAUGGAGGAGUCACCGACGAGCUCGUGCGUGUCGUCGGACACGGAGGAGGAGUCCGCGGCCGUGACGAAGCCGAUGGUGGUGGUGGGGUGCCCGCAGUGCCUCAUGUACGUGAUGCUGUCGGGCGCGGCGGAGGAGCCGCCCAGGUGCCCCCGGUGCAAGAGCCCCGUUCUGCUGCACUUCCUCCACGGCGCCGUCGCCGGCGCCGGCGCCGGCGCCAACAGGCAGCAGCCCAGCAAGAGCUAGCCAGCCAGCCAAGAUGCCUGUUCGGUCGCUGCUUGCUGAUAUCUUCAGCAUGUUCUUCUAACUCGUGUAUUCUGCCGUGCUCUGUAUUCUUUUUUCCAUUUUUGUCGGCGAUAAUCUCCAUGCGAGUAGUAGUAGCUCUCAAGAAGACAAGAGCACAAUCUUUUACAGCAUGGUGCAAUUGGUUCAGUUUUUACUCUCGCUUUAGCAGUGGCUGUCCUUGUCCAACAACCUUUAGAUGUAUGCACGUGUUCUGAGCCGUGAAGGUCGAUGUCUGUUUUAA
Molecule: messenger RNA, 680 nt
Organism: Hordeum vulgare subsp. vulgare (domesticated barley)
Lineage: Eukaryota; Viridiplantae; Streptophyta; Magnoliopsida; Poales; Poaceae
Product: protein GL2-INTERACTING REPRESSOR 1-like
Exons: 1
Coding region: 149-400 (83 amino acids)
Source: RefSeq, a predicted model, not a curated record